AUGGAGAUUGAACAACAAUUGAAGCAGUUCCAAGUGAACUUUGACGACAAGGCAUCCUUGUACGUUAACGAUCUAGACCUAUUCUACAAUGAUACACUCGAUUGGAUGGAGAAAAGGAAGAUGGACAUUAUGACGAGCAUUGCCAAUCACAAUACCAACUCAUCAUCAUCACCAAUAAUGUUGACCAAGUCAAAGAUGCAACAGAAACAACAACAACAACAAUAUAGUCAACAACAGAGUCAGAGAAUACCUUUGAUGUCAUUGGAUAAGAGUGGCGCUACAAGCCAACAUUAUCGCCCAACAGACUUGUUCACUUCGUCACAGAUCAACUCAGUGAUUAGCCAAUCAAUUACAAACAUGUACAUAAAGCAACAAAGAGUGGCAAUGGAUGAGCACAAGGCAAAGAACAACUCCAACAACAACACCGCCAUCAUAAACAACAACAACAACAAUGUACAUCCGAAUGUUGUCGCCAACUCUGGAAACAUUGUAUCCGCCAAGUCUACAACUGCGGCAGUGCCAGUCAAGAACACAUUGUUAUUGGAGAAGUUCAAGAAGGCUGCAACUGACAACAACACAACAACAUCAAUAACAUCAGCCAACAACCACAAUACAACAUCAGCCAACAACCAAAAUACAGAUGCCAAUGUGUUUGUCGAAAGAGUCUUGGGCAAGAAAGUGAUCGAGGACAAGCCAAGUGCUGUGGUCGCUUCCAAGAAGGUUCCAGCUCCAGCCCCAGCAUCAUCUACAUCAACAGCCACAUCAACAGCUGCAUCAAUCAAUGAGAAGAAGUUUGAAAGACUACGCCAAAAGAUAUUGGAUGACGCCAACACCGCUGCCGCCAACGCGCCAAACCAGAGUGUGAACUUGAGCAAGAUGUUGGACGAAUCAACCAUCAUGGAGACCGCUGCCAACAAUAAUAAUAAUAAGCUGAAGAGGAAGGCUGAGGAGCAGCCGAAGCAGCCACCCGUCAAGAAGUUGAGCAUGGAGAAGGCUGACACUCAGCCCAUCGAACAUGCCCCGAUUGUUGUGAUGAUUGAGGAGAGCGCUCAGUUGCCCGCCCCACCGGUCUCAUUCCAGGCGCCACCACCCGUCGCCAACCUGGCCAAGGAGAUCGCCACAAAGAAGAAGAUCGUGCCAGCCACCACCACUGCCGCCCCCGCCAUCACCUCAGUCGCCAAGGUCAAUGCCGAGCCUGUUGCCGCUGCCGCUGCCGCUGCCUCUGCACCCACAUCAUCGGCACCAAAGAUGACCGCGACCGCGCUGUCAGUGUAUGACAAGGCCAAGAAGGUGAAGGAGGACGACAAGCGUCGCCAGGAGGAGGAAGAGUCGCGCAUGAAGAAGAAGUUUGAGGACAUCAACAAGAAGGAGGCCGAGCGUCAGGCUGCCCGUGAGGCCGAGCGUCUCGAGAGAAAGAAGAAGAAUGAGGAGAGACAGCGCAAGCUGGACGAAAAGACUGCCGCGCUCAAGGAGGAGGAAGAGAGGAAGCGCAAGGAGAUGGAGGAGCGCGAGGCUGCCAAGAAGAAGAAGGAGCUAGAGGAUGAGGCUCGUCGCAAGAUCCUGGAGCUGGCCCAGAAGCAAGAGCGUGCCGAUCGUCAAAAGGAAGAGGCAAGGCGCAGGGCUGAGAUCCAGAAGCAGCAGCAACUGCAACUCCAGCAACAACAGCAGCAACUCCAACAACAGCAGCAACAGCAACUACUCCAGCAACAACAACAGAAGACACCAGUGCAGUUGAAGAAGGCACCUGUUAUUGCUCCACCACCACAGAGUCCAUACAUGUCCACGGGCAUCAUUGGAGACAUAUAUGACAAGCUCAAGACUGCCAUUGGAUACGUGGCUACCACCCCAGCUCAUCAAUUUGAGGAUGAGGAGGACGACGAAGAGGAGGAGGAGGAUGAGGACGAGGAGUAUGAGGAUGAUGGAGAGGAGUACGAGGAAGACGAAGAUGCCGAGGAUGAAGAUGAAGAAGAAGACAUGGAGCUGGACGAAGAAGAGGGCUCAUUCGCCGACACUGACGCAGAGGAGGGAGAGGACGACGAGGAUGCACCAUCAGAGUCACCAAUCAUGCCAACUCUGCCAUCGAGCACGCCCGUGCCACUGCAUAAGGCCCAGUUUGGACAUUGCUCGCCACCAUCGCCAUUGUCCACGGGCUCAGAUCACUCGUCGCCAGAGUUCUCUCUGCGAUCGGGUGGCGAGAACUCCUACGGCGGACUGUCGCCAGAGCUGCUGACGUCGCCACCACCCAUCUCGCGCCACCAAAUCGUCAGUCCACAGGGCUUGACCAACCGCCGAGUGAUCUCGCCGCCCCGCUCAUUCCAGCUGGCCAACCCCGGAUUCUACUCGCCCGUCGACGACGACACGAUGGACGACCGACAAUUCCCAUUGGCCGAUCUCGUCAUGGAGGAUGAGGAGGCGAUGUUCCUCGAAGAUGAGUCCUACGACGAAGAGCUUGUCCCAGCAUGGGCCAAGGAGCCAAACUUUAGUCAGGCACUGAAAGCACAGAACAAGAUGAAUGUCGAUCCAGACACUGUCUUCCCAAGGAUAUCAAGAGUACAACUGAAAGAUAUCUUCUCGGAGAAUGUAUUCCGCUCGCCAAGGAAUCAAGAGGGCAAUGAUUCACAGGAUUGGACCAAGGACAAUGUGACCAAGGAGGAGAACAAUGAGUACAAGAAAUUGAUGGGUUAUGGUCCUGGUCCAAUGAGUGAGUUGGUAACAAGAUUCAUGCAAGCUAAAUAG
This is a messenger RNA of Acytostelium subglobosum LB1, 2736 nucleotides long. RefSeq lists its product as hypothetical. NCBI's taxonomy places the organism in Eukaryota, Evosea, Eumycetozoa, Acytosteliales, Acytosteliaceae. The transcript is spliced from 3 exons. The coding region runs from base 1 to 2736 and encodes 911 amino acids. The record is from RefSeq and is a predicted model, not a curated record.